Molecule: messenger RNA, 3912 nt
Organism: Ostrea edulis (European flat oyster)
Lineage: Eukaryota; Metazoa; Mollusca; Bivalvia; Ostreida; Ostreidae
Product: lon protease homolog, mitochondrial-like
Exons: 22
Coding region: 39-3080 (1013 amino acids)
Biological process (GO): protein catabolic process; mitochondrion organization; protein quality control for misfolded or incompletely synthesized proteins
Cellular component (GO): mitochondrial matrix
Molecular function (GO): serine-type endopeptidase activity; ATP binding; ATP-dependent peptidase activity
Source: RefSeq, a predicted model, not a curated record
GACUACUAAAUUUCACACCACCGGAAGUAAAGGUAAAAAUGGCGACCUUCAUGCGAAAUUUUUACACAUGUCAUUUUAAAUUGGGACGUUCUGGAAUAGUUAAAUAUCACAAACGUUAUUUAAGUUUCUUAAAGUCACAUACUCAAGUUUCGGAAAAUUCUCCAUCGAUUUACAUUCGCCAUUCUUGUUCGGCAAAACCAAAUACAGGAAAAGAAUCGGCAGUACGGAGGUUGCAUCAUAUUUCUAGUGUGGAAAACAGGUUAUGUAAUUCUAGAAAAUUGUCUAACUGGAGUAAAAACAUUUUAAAAACUGGGAAACGAGCAUCAUCUGUGAAUUGGCAGUGUGUAAGAUCUUAUUCGAGCCAAGGUCCUGGAGGGGAUGAUGGAGAGAGCCCCCCAGUCCAAGGAUCUCAAUAUCUGCCUACUCCUCUAACUGUGCCCGAUUACUUUCCACGGGUGCCGGUAUUAGCUGUCAAUCGAAAUCCCGUUUUCCCUAAAUUUAGUAAAAUGCUAGAGAUUAAAGACCCAGAUUUAAUGGAUUUGCUGAGGAGAAAAGUGAAAUUAAAUCAACCAUAUGCAGGAGUUUUUCUGAAGAAAAGUGAUUCAAAUGAAGCUGACUCCGUUUUAUCUUUGGAUGACAUUUACAAAGUAGGAACGUUUGUCCAGAUUGCUGAGUUGCAGGAUAUGAAAACAAAAAUAAGAUUAAUUGUCAACUGUCAUAGAAGGAUAAGAAUUACUGAAGCUUUACCAGAAGAUGCUGAACCUUUUCCAAGCGAGACAAUUUCACCAAUGAAAGAGGCAACUCAAGAAAAAAAUGACAGCAAGAGGAAAAUGAAGCGAAGAAGAAACGGCAAAGCAAACAAUGGAACCGAAGAGAAAAUAGACAUCACAGAGGCACAAGAGGAAGAGUCAAAUUCACUGAACACACCACUACCCCCUCCCAUUGGAGCACUGGACACACCAACGCCCCCUCCCAUUGGAGAAAAGGUGGAUGAAAACGAUGUCAAAACUGUGUCCAUGGAUAAAAUUCUGAUGGUGGAAACAGAGAAUGUCAAGGACCUCUCCUAUGAAUACAAUGAUCAAAUGAAAGCCACAACAGCAGCAGUGGUAGAGACCAUCAGAGACAUUGUAUCUCUGAAUCCCAUUUACAGGGAAAAUUUGGCCUACAUGAUUCAACACAACCGAUUUAAUGAUAACCCAGUAUAUAUUAGUGACCUAGGUGCACAAUUAACAGCUGCAGAAUCAUCGGAUUUACAGUCCGUUCUUGAGGAGUUGAAUGUAUCAGAGAGAUUACACAUGGUGCUAACACUUCUAAAGAAAGAAUACGAAAGAAACAAGCUUCAAAAGAAAAUUGGCGAAGAGGUGGAAGAGAAAGUAAGGAAGCAGCACCGUGACUUCAUCUUAAGGGAACAAUUAAAACUGAUCAAGAAAGAGCUGGGUAUGGAGAAAGAUGACAAGGAUGCCAUAGAAGAAAAGUUUAGAGCUAGACUGCAGGGUUUGUCUGUUCCUGAUCAUGUGAUGGAUGUUAUCAAUGAAGAACUGAACAAGUUAUCCAUCCUUGAUAACCAUUCCUCAGAAUUCAGUGUGACUCGUAAUUACCUUGACUGGCUAACCAUUUUACCGUGGGGAAAGUUCACCGAGGAAAAUCUGGAGCUGGCCAAGGCUAAAGAAAUCUUAGAGGAAGAUCAUUAUGGCAUGAAAGAUGUCAAGGACAGAAUUAUGGAAUUUAUAGCAGUUAGUCAACUGAAAGGAACAACACAAGGCAAGAUUUUAUGUUUCCAAGGACCACCAGGUGUUGGAAAGACAAGCAUAGCCAAAUCAAUAGCCAGGGCACUGGGGAGAGAGUAUUACAGGUUUAGUGUGGGGGGAAUGUAUGAUGUGUCAGAAAUUAAGGGACACAGGAGAACUUAUGUUGGUGCCAUGCCUGGGAAGAUGGUCCAGUGUCUGAAGAAAACCAAGUCACAGAACCCACUAGUUCUUAUUGAUGAGGUGGACAAAAUAGGAAGCAACAGAUUCCAUGGGGAUCCAGCUGCAGCGCUGCUAGAACUGUUGGACCCAGAACAGAAUGCCAACUUUCUAGACCAUUUUCUGGAUGUACCGAUAGAUGUGUCCAAGGUCCUAUUUAUUAGCACUGCCAAUGACACUGAAACUAUUCCUGAUGCCUUGUUGGACAGAAUGGAAGUCAUCGAAGUUUCAGGAUACAUUGCAGAUGAAAAAUUCCAUAUAGCGCAGAAAUAUUUAGUUCCACUAGCGGAGACCAACUCUGGCAUUGGAAAUGAACAGGUUCAGAUUUCAGACGAGGCCAUGAGGUCACUGAUACACUCUUACUGUCGAGAAAGUGGUGUCAGAAAUCUUCAAAAACACAUUGAAAAGAUUUAUAGAAAGUGUGCCCUAAUGAUUGCCAAGAAAGAGGAUGAAAAGGUAGUGGUUGCGAAUGACACCCUGAAGAAGUUUAUUGGUCUACCAAUUUUCCAGACGGACAGGAUGUAUGAUGUCACACCACCAGGUGUCGUCACAGGACUGGCUUGGACCAGCUAUGGUGGGACAACACUAUACCUGGAAUGUGUAAAACUAUUAACUGGCACAGACAAGGAGAAGGAGAACCCUCCCUCUUUCAAUGUGACUGGGAAUAUGGCCAAGGUGAUGGAGGAGAGCAGCAAGAUUGCCUACACAUACAGCAGGACACUAAUGCAGGAAAUAGAUCCUGAUAAUGACUUCUUCUUCAAAUCCAGCAUCCAUCUUCACUCUCCAGAGGGUGCGACACCAAAAGAUGGACCCAGUGCAGGUAUUGCCAUAACUUCAGCUCUGUUGUCCUUAGCUAUGGGCCGGCCCUGCAGACAGGAACUGGCCAUGACUGGGGAGAUCACCCUGACAGGGAAGGUCCUGGCAAUAGGUGGCCUCAAGGAAAAACUGCUGGCGGCCAAGAGAGCUGGAAUGAAAUGUGUGAUAUUACCAGAAGAAAACAGAAGUAAAUUUGAAGAUUUGGAUGAAGCUGUGAAAUCCGAUCUUGAAGUGCACUUUGUUAAACAUUAUAAAGAAGUGUUCGACAUUGUAUUUCCAAAGGAAGAAACACAGUCUUGAUGAUAGUUUCCAGACAAAACUCAGUAUCUGCAUUAAUUACACAGUCUUGAUGAUAGAUUCCUGACAAAACUUUAAAUGAUCAGGCCUUGAAAUUAUGUUGUGAUAGUGACUGGUGGUUUCAAGAAUUGUUGAGAGCACAUCUGCUGAGAUUCAAUCCAAAUAAUACACAUGUACAUGUGGAAGACAGUGUGGUUUGUUUGGAACAAAGCAAAUGUACAUGCGAGUCAGAUUUCCACUUCUAGAAUAGCAUUCACAGUGUCAAUGAUUUUAUUUAUGUAACGGUAAUUAUGACUGCAUAAAUGAUAUUUUAUAUCUACCACAUACACCUAUACUAUAUAGUUCUAACUCAUGUCAUGAGCAAAAAUGUCAGGCAAUUUGGAUAAGAAAAUAUAGAUGAUUUGCUCUUCUGGACAAAAUCCUUAUGACAUUCAUUUGUUUACAGCUGUAAAAUCUUGUGGCAUUGCAAGAACUGUAUCGUUUGUAAUGGAAACAGGUGACAGCUAAUAAUUACGUGUUAUCAAAAAAUUACAUGUAUCUAGUGAAGAGAAGUACUCCAAGUUUGCAAGUGAUUUAUUUCCAACAUAUUCUCGAGACUCGGGGUGUAUUAUUAAUUGUUAUAAGCAUUGUGACAUUGGAGUAUAUUGGAGAAUUUAAAGUUAAAGCGUAGACUUCCCCACUGCUAUUUUGAGUUAGAACAGGUCCUGUAAAAUGCUAUAGACAGGGCAGAGUUGUGCAUUUGUAUGGUUCAUUAUUUAGUUUGUAUCUGUAUCCAUAUAUACAUGUAAAAUAUGUAUGUAUACGGAAAGUACUUUUAUUAAAUGUGUAAUAUUUA